This is a messenger RNA of Miscanthus lutarioriparius, 252 nucleotides long. NCBI's taxonomy places the organism in Eukaryota, Viridiplantae, Streptophyta, Magnoliopsida, Poales, Poaceae. The record is from the annotation of a GenBank genome assembly.
AUGGCGGUACUGCUCCACCCUCAAGCGGCGGAUCCGGCUCGACGGCACCCCUUUCCCACCCUCGACGGCAGAUCUGGUGAGUGGCGCUUCUUCCCCACCCCCGAUGAUGGCGGAUCUGGUUCUGGAGGCAUGGAUCUGGUGGUGGUGCGACCAGAUCCGGUGGCGGAGGCGCGGCGCGGGGCUCGGCCCUUCUCCGGUGGUGGCGGUGGCACGAGGCUCGGUCCUUCUCCGGCGGUGGCCAGAUCCGGCUAG